AUGUCCGACGACGAUGAUUUCAUGCAAGACUCCGGCGAGGAGGAGUACGACUUCGAAUACGAGGACGAUGAUGACGAGCAGAGUGGCGAUGUCGACAUCGAGAACAAGUACUACAAUGCGAAGCAGCUCAAGGCCGACGAUCCCGAGGCCGCCAUAGAUGAAUUCUUGGGAAUGCCUGCUCUAGAAGAAGAGAAGUCGGACUGGGGCUUCAAGGGACUGAAGCAGGCAAUCAAGCUGGAGUUUAAGCUGGCCCGCUACGACCAGGCUGUUGAGCACUACAAAGAGCUGCUGACCUACGUCAAGUCGGCCGUCACGCGCAACUACUCCGAAAAGUCCAUCAACAACAUGCUCGAUUUUAUAGAAAAGGCCGCAGAAGACGCCGAUGCAUAUCGCUGCAUGGAGAACUUCUACGCCCUGACCCUCGAUAUCUUCCAGAGCACCAAUAACGAGCGGCUUUGGCUAAAGACCAACAUCAAGCUCGCGAGGCUGUGGUUGGACAGGAAGGACUACCGUCAGCUUACGGAGAAGCUCCGUGAGUUACACAAAGCCUGUCAGAAGGAGGAUGGAACAGACGACCCGAGCAAAGGCACAUACUCACUGGAAGUCUACUCGCUAGAGAUCCUGAUGUACGCCGAGACCAGGAAUAACAAGCGGUUAAAGGCACUCUACCAACGAGCGCUCAAGGUCAAAUCCGCGGUUCCGCACCCCAAGAUUAUGGGUAUUAUCCGAGAGUGUGGUGGCAAAAUGCACAUGAGCGAAGAGAACUGGAAGGGCGCGCAGAGUGACUUCUUUGAGAGCUUCAAAAACUACGAUGAGGCUGGAUCGCUCCAACGAAUCCAGGUCCUGAAGUAUUUGGUCCUAGCGACCAUGCUGUCGGGUUCCGAUAUCAAUCCAUUUGACUCGCAGGAAACCAAGCCCUACCAGAACGACCCGCGCAUCUCUACAAUGACUGACCUGGUCAACGCCUAUCAGCUUGAGGACAUUCACGGUUACGAGAAGAUCCUGCAGAACAAUCAGGAUCUGCUCCAAGAUCCUUUCAUUGCCGAGAACAUUGACGAAGUUACGCGCAAUGUGCGAACCAAGGCUGUGGUCAAGCUCGUCGCACCCUACACCCGCUUCACGUUAGCCUUUAUUUCUAAACAGCUGAAGAUAUCCCUUUCCGAGGUGCAGGAAAUUGUCGGGUUCCUGAUAGUUGACAAGCGGUUGCGCGGCAAGAUCAACCAGCAGAACGGAACGGUAGAGAUUGAGAGUAGCACAGACAUGGAUCGGGUACAGGCGAUGAAGGAAUGGAGUAGUGCCAUUGGGGCGUUGUGGCAGACAGUGCUGAACGAAGGCGACGGCUUCAAGUCAGACGAGAGCGGUUCUCAAUUCACGCCUGGUGGUGGCGGGCCCCAAAGCAUGAGCUGGAAUCAAGGUUCAAUGGGUGGCAAGUCCGGUCGAGGUAAAGGCAAGGGUCUGGGGAGGCUUCCGGGAGUAAUGGGCAAAGGAUGA
Molecule: messenger RNA, 1491 nt
Organism: Alternaria burnsii
Lineage: Eukaryota; Fungi; Ascomycota; Dothideomycetes; Pleosporales; Pleosporaceae
Exons: 5
Coding region: 1-1491 (496 amino acids)
Biological process (GO): protein deneddylation
Cellular component (GO): COP9 signalosome
Source: RefSeq, a predicted model, not a curated record